This is a messenger RNA of Monoraphidium neglectum, 1155 nucleotides long. RefSeq names its product Cyclin-B1-4. Gene Ontology annotation, cellular component: cytoplasm; centrosome; cyclin-dependent protein kinase holoenzyme complex. Gene Ontology annotation, molecular function: cyclin-dependent protein serine/threonine kinase regulator activity. The record is from RefSeq and is a predicted model, not a curated record. Gene Ontology annotation, biological process: mitotic cell cycle phase transition; regulation of cyclin-dependent protein serine/threonine kinase activity. Bases 1 to 1155 code for a protein of 384 amino acids. Lineage: Eukaryota; Viridiplantae; Chlorophyta; Chlorophyceae; Sphaeropleales; Selenastraceae. The transcript is spliced from 8 exons.
AUGGCCACGCGCACCGGAGCGCCCGCCAGGGCGCUCGAGAAUGUUCCGAACGCCAAGGAUGUGACCAAGCCGGGACAGGCUGGCGUGGAUAUGACGCGCAGGAGGGCGCUUGGCGACAUCGGGAACGUGGGAGCUGGCGUGCAGACCCGGUCGCAAAAGGCCGCUGCUGGCGGCGCAGUCAAACCGGGCACCGCCCUCCAGCCCCGCCGCGACCCCGCCGCGACCGCCGCCGUGCUGCGCUCCCGCGCUACCGCGGCCCCCCAGAAGGCCGGCUCCAGCCUCAGCUCCCUGCUGCAGAGCCGCUCCGAGCACGCGGCCGCCAAGCGCCACCCGGGCGGCGCGCCGCCGCUGUCGCCCCUGCCCGACAUUGACAGCAAGGACAAGGACGACCCGCUGAGCGAGGCAGGCUACGCGCACGACAUCUACUGCUACUACCGCAGGGUGGAGAUCAACGAGAAGAUGCGGUCCAUCCUGAUUGACUGGCUGGUGGAGGUCCACCUCAAGUUCAAGCUGAUGCCCGAGACGCUCUACCUCACCUGCAACCUGAUCGACCGCUACCUGUCAAAGCGCAACGUCACACGCAAGCGCCUGCAGCUGGUGGGCUGCACGGCCAUGCUGAUCGCCUCCAAGUACGAGGAGAUCUGGGCGCCCGAGGUGCGCGACUUUGUGUACAUCAGCGACAAGGCCUACAGCCGCGAGGACAUCCUGGGCUGCGAGAAGAAGAUGCUGCAGGUGCUGUCGUACGACCUCACGGUGCCCACCACCUUCUCCUUCCUCUCGCGCUUCAAGAAGGCCGCCGCCCCCGAGGACCCCCGCGCCGCCCAGUUUGCAGAGUACCUAAUUGAGCUGGCCCUGGUGGACUACCCCAUGCUCAAGCAGCCGCUGUCCCUGGUGUCGGCCGCGGCCCUGCACGCCGGCCUCGCGGCGGUCGGCGCGGCGGACGCGUACCCGCGCCCGCUGCGGCGGCACGCGCGGUACGACGCGGCCGCGGUCGCGCCGGUGGCGCGCGCGCUGCUGGCGCUCGCGGCGAAGGCGGCGGCGGGCGGCAGCCUGAGGGCGGUGUACAAGAAGUACAGCAGCAGCAAGUUUGGGGAGGUGGCGAAGAUGGAGCUGCCUGAUAUGGGCCUCGACGAGAACGAUGGGACCGCCGCAUGA